Pelecanus crispus (Dalmatian pelican) is the source of this 1653-nucleotide messenger RNA. It is a transcript of the gene VWA1, whose product is annotated as von Willebrand factor A domain containing 1. Lineage: Eukaryota; Metazoa; Chordata; Aves; Pelecaniformes; Pelecanidae. Gene Ontology annotation, molecular function: protein binding. The record is from RefSeq and is a predicted model, not a curated record.
CAGCGUAAAAGUGGCACCCUGGGAUCUGGUGGAUCCUUGCACGUAAUAUGACUGAUCUUAAGCCUUUCAUCUGCCUUCACAGAGCCGAGCUGUUGGAUCUAAGGUAGCUUGCCCAGGACCAGACUUUGCUAUGUUGGCCAAGACAGUGCUUUCUCUUGGUCUGUGGCUGCAGUUUGCUGUGGGACAGAACACACCUGAGAGAGGUACCCAGCCAUCUAUUUCCAAUUCAGAGGGGGACCUCCUCUUCUUGCUGGACAGCUCUGGCAGCGUCUCCUACUAUGAGUUUUCCAGGGUCAAGGAAUUCAUGUGGGACCUUGUGCAACCUUUCACCUUUGGCCCCAAAGAUGUCCAGGCCAGCAUCAUCCACAUUAGCACUAUGCCCACCAUGGAGUUCCCCUUUGACCGGUACCUGUCUAGUGGGACUCUGCAACAAGCCAUCCGGGACACUCGGCAGCUCAUGGGCGACACUAACACAGGCAAAGCGCUCUCCUAUGCGAAGGAGAAGUUCUUCAGUGAUGAAGCUGGUGCCCGGCCGGAUGUGCCCAAGGUACUGGUUUGGGUGACAGAUGGUUUCUCCACUGAUGACAUCUCUGAACCCAUGCAGCUCCUGAAGGACAUGGGAGUAACAGUCUUCAUUGUCAGCACUGGACGGGGGAGUUACCUGGAACUCUCUGCUGCUGCCAGCCAGCCUCCUGAGAAGCACCUGCACUUUGUGGAUGUUGAUGACCUACCCAUCAUCACAAAGGAGCUUCGAGAUGCUAUCCUAGAUGUUAUCCAAGCGAAUCGGCUCCAUGCAGUAGAUAUCACCUCAAGCAGCUUCCAUCUGAUGUGGCCCAAGCUCCUCUCCCAAGAAACUGGCUACUACACCCUAGAGUAUGCUCCAACAGAUGAUCUAGCAAGGAAGAGGACAAAGCAAGUGUCUGGGGCUCACACUAGCCUCGUGCUAAGCAACCUUGCGCCAGAAACUACUUACGAGGUGGCACUCAUUCCUGAAUCCAACGUCCACUACUUCCCUCCCCUGACAACAAGGGUUACUACACUGGCAGAGGAAAUAAGCCCAGCUCAAGUUGUCAUCUCAGAGUCUGGGCCACGCAGCUUCCAUGUUAGUUGGGCUCCUACGCCGGACAGUGUGAUCAGCUAUCAGAUCCUGUAUGGACCACUCCCCGGGAACUCGGUGAAGCUGCUGGAGGUGGAUGGCAACCACAACAGCACUGUGGUGGAGAAUCUGGCACCCAAUACAACCUAUCUAGUGACAGUGACUGCAAUCUACAAAUCGGGAAAGGAGAGAUCCCUGUCCGCUAAAGCGUGCACUCAGGAAGAGGGCUACAAAGUGAAGCACCUCCGCUUUGAAGACAUGGGCCCCAACACCCUGAAAGCCUCCUGGGACUCUGCCGAUGGGAAAGUCCUUGGUUACAGAGUCAGAUGCCGGCGGCAAACUGGCCCUUCAUCUGUCAUCAGCGUUUCGCCACAGAUCCACAGCGUGCUCCUCACAGACCUGGCUUCAGGCACCACUAACAAAGUGUGCGUGAAGCCCAUGUACAAGAACCAGGCAGGCAAAGGGCUGUGCCGCAUGGUGCGCAUGCAGCCAGCUACAGAGGCCCAAGGAUAUAAGCACAGAGAGCGAGCAUGACAGACUGGAGUGAACUGAUUCCC